AUGGACGCCGCAAAGAGUCAAUCUACGAAGGUGGAUUCUUGGUUCGUCCAAGAUCUGGAUGACAACACAGAGCCUUAUUUGAGGCGUAUUUCCACCGGAAAUAACACACUCUCGGAUCGUUUGCAGUUCAAUAUUGACGAUGGACAAAGGCUUACGGACCCUAUUAAGCCUGAUGAAGAUGAAGGCAAAUACCCUGAGGGCAUUACACUAGUGCUAAUCAUACUUGCACUGGCACUGGGUCUUUUUGAGUUCGCUCUCGAUGCCACCAUCGUUGCCACUGCUAUCCCCGUCAUUACCACCGAAUUCAAAGCCCUCGCAGAUGCCGGCUGGUAUGGCUCUGCAUAUUUGAUGACGAUUGCGAGUUUUCAAGUGCCAUGGGGCAAGCUGUACAAGUUCUUCAUUCCGAAGUGGAUCUUCCUGGCAGCGCUCAUCAUCUUCGCCGUUGGGAGUGUACUUUGUGCCAUUGCCCCCAACAGUGCCUUCCUAAUUGCCGGGCGUGCGGUUCAGGGCAUUGGGGCUGCUGGUUUAACUGGCGGCGUCUAUGUAAUCCUGGCGCUCGUCACGCCUCGCAGCAAGACGCCAAUCUAUCUAGGCGCAUUCGGUGCCAUCUUUACCGGUGCGAGUUCCCUUGGGCCUAUCAUCGGCGGCUUCCUCACAGAAAAGUUCUCAUGGAGGUGGUGCUUUUGGAUCAACAUACCCUUUUCCGUUCUCGCCGGAAUUAUUGUUCUGUUUUUCUUCAAGAUUCCAAAUACUGUCAAAACCGUUAGGGCACCAUGGAAGAGCAUUGUGCGUCAGAUGGACCUGAUGGGUGUCGUUCUUAUCACCGGUAUCAUCGCUCUAUUUGUCACCGCAAUGGAGUCCGGAGGCAUCAAACACGAGUGGGACUCUGGCUUCGUCGUCGGUACGCUAAUGGGAUCGAUCACUAUUGCCAUGCUCUUCGGGUUUGAGCAGUACUUUAUGAAAGAGGACGCUCUUUUGCAAGCAAGGUUCUUGACCAAUAUGAAGAUCGGCUUCCUUUGCGUUUUCGCAUUCAUGCUUAGCUCGGUUGCGUACUCAAUCCAGUAUAAUCUGCCUGUCUACUUCCAGGCAACCAAAGGGUUUACUCCCGCACAGAGUGGUGUCAACGUUCUUCCCCUGUUAAUUGGUGGAGCAUUCCUCACACUAUUAUCCAGUGUGGCGUACUCCAAAUAUCGGAAUGACCGGCUAUAUUGUGUUCUCUCUGGUGCUCUUACGGUUCUAGGCUCUACACUGAUCCUCACCCUUGGCCCGGACUCUACACCAGCUCAGUACCUACUAUACCAGCUCAUAGUAGCCUUUGGCUAUGGCUUAGGAACCCAAGUUCCAGUCCUAGCUGUCCAGGCUACGGUCGAUGUGCAAGACGUGCCCCAGGCCACAAGUAUUGUCCUCCUUUUCCAACUUCUCAGUGGUGCACUUGCGGUAUCAGCAACUCAGAACCUCUUCAACAACGUCAUGUUGCAGAAUGCUGUGCGAAACGUCCCCAGUCUCACCGUUGCCCAGAUCUUGGCCGCAGGAUCUACGGAUCUGAAAAAACUCUUCUCCGCGGACAUUGCUCCUCAAAUAAUUGCAGCGUACACAGAAGGUCUUCGAGCAUCAUGGGCUAUGGGCAUUGGAUUCGCUGGCGGUGCCUUGAUUUCUGGGGUAUUUGUUGGGGUUUGA
Messenger RNA from Colletotrichum paranaense, 1677 nucleotides. Its product is annotated as GliA. Gene Ontology annotation, biological process: transmembrane transport. The record is from RefSeq and is a predicted model, not a curated record. Gene Ontology annotation, molecular function: transmembrane transporter activity. Lineage: Eukaryota; Fungi; Ascomycota; Sordariomycetes; Glomerellales; Glomerellaceae. Bases 1 to 1677 code for a protein of 558 amino acids. Gene Ontology annotation, cellular component: plasma membrane. The transcript is spliced from 6 exons.